AUGUCGGUUUUAAAAGAACUUACAACCUUGACCAAAACAGAAUAUAUCAUGUCUGAUAACGAAGGCAAGAGUUCUUCCUUUGCAUUUUAUGCAUUUCUACAAAUUUACAAAUACUUUCAUCAUGAUGGGGACCAACUUAAAGGGAUAACUUUAAGUGUAGUAGCUGAUAGGUUAUAUCCCAAUGAAAGGUCCAUUUCAACUGAUUCCAAGACUUCUCUUUUCGUUACUUGGAAGAAAAAAAGGUCAAAGAUACAUAUAGAUGAUCCCUAUGCCUUGAGAGGUUGCAUUGGUACUUUCGCAAAGUUACCUAUCAAAGAAGGUCUAGAAAAAUAUUCAUUGAUUGCAGCUUUAGAAGAUAGUAGAUUUCCACCAAUUGCUGCACAUGAGUUACCAAAACUUAAAUGUAGCUGUAACAUCUUACAGAAUUUCAAAGUUAUUUAUGAUGGCAAAGCUAAAAGGGGUGACAUUAACAAUUGGGAACUAGGUACUCAUGGUAUUGAAUUAAAAUUUAAAGACCCACAUUCUAAAUCACACUUCAGUGCUACUUUCUUGCCAGAUGUGAUGACUGAACAGGAAUGGGAUAAAGAGGAUACUUUUCUUAAUCUAAUUGAAAAGUCAGGUUACUGGGGAAACGCUAAGGAUGUAUUAAACAACUAUCAAGACUAUUUCUUAGAGGUGAUAAGAUAUGAAGGUGUUAAAAGUUCUAUCACAUAUGAAGAAUUUUUGGAACAAUUAAAUAGUUUACUAAAUUGA
Vanderwaltozyma polyspora DSM 70294 is the source of this 753-nucleotide messenger RNA. RefSeq lists its product as uncharacterized. The record is from RefSeq and is a predicted model, not a curated record. Lineage: Eukaryota; Fungi; Ascomycota; Saccharomycetes; Saccharomycetales; Saccharomycetaceae. The coding region runs from base 1 to 753 and encodes 250 amino acids. The transcript has a single exon.